AAAAUAUUUUUGUGACACUUUUGUGAUCAUUUUUGGAAUUUGGAAAGUAAAUAAAAUGGGAAUAUUGAAUAUAUAAGAAAUAUUAAGAAAGUUAAAAAUGAUUUCCGAUGAAUAUAACCUUAGCAUCAACAACCAAGCUUGUCUUCUCUAAUAUAUUAUAUUGGUAGAUGGUCUAUAGCCAUUGCAUUGGCCAGCCGAGUAUAAAAAUGCAAUCGGAAAUUAAAAACUUUUAUUGUACAUUCAUAAAUGUUCACUAUAUUAUUUGUGAUUGUGGUGAUGCCUUCCCCACAGAAGAAGAGUUGAAAGAACAUCUACAAACUAAACAUGAUAGUGGAAAUAUUUUAGAAUGCAUAAAUGUACCACCGAUAACGAUAACUGGUAGUAUUGAGGAAGACGUUCAGCGGAAUGUUUCCAACUCACAUGAAAAAACUGGACUAGAUGUCUUGUUAGAUGGAGUAGACAUACAAUGUAUGACUGAAAACAACCAACCAGUAUUUAAACCUCUAAAAGGUGGAAAAAAGACCAAGAUGAAGCCUGUAGAAGUUAAAGAACAGAAAGUGGAGAAAAAGAAGAAAGAAUCAGUAUAUGAAAUCAUGAUUCGCUUAUUGGGAAGCGACUUUUUUAAGCCUCCAAAACGCCCCAAGCGUUUAGAGGUAGAUAAGAAGAUGGUAACUGUCACCGAGUUGACAUUGAAACAAGCGGUGCAGGAGUUGAAAAAGAGGAAGGAGAAAAUUGGAUACAAGGAAGCAACAUACCACUGCCAGUUUUGCCACCGCUACUAUCAUUCAAUACAGAGGUUUGAGGAGCACAUGCAGAGUCAUGAUGAGUCGCAUGGUCCGUACGAGUGUGCAGUCUGCAAAAUACGCAUGAAGUCGAAGUGGAAUCUCAGCAAGCAUGUGGAGGGCCUACACAAGAGGAAGUACUCCUGUAAGAUUUGCCCGUUCACCAGCACCCACAAGGACUCUAUCAUCAGGCAUACAGCUUUUCACAAGGGGCUCAAGCACAAAUGUUCGCACUGCUCCAAGGAGUUCGCCAACGUGUUAACGUACGAGCAGCACCUGCGUCGGAACCACCCGGCCCGUCACGCGUGCGCGCACUGCGGUUACACGUUCGUCAGCGAGCACGGAUUGAACAUGCACGCGAGUAAGAUGCACCGUUCCGAUGGGGAGGUGCCGCUAUUUGGUCCGUUCUGUGAUGUUUGCGAAAAACAGUUCGUGUCCGAGGAGGCUUUCGACCGACACCUGGAGAUGUCUUCGCUACACAACAGCGAGAGCACCCUGAAACGGCCUAACGCACCAAAGAACAUCAAUACAAUAGCGCGUAAUGCCGAAAUGAAGAAAAGAUACGACAGGCCAUAUCCCUGCGAAGAGUGUGGGCUAGAGCUGACGAAGAGGAACUACAUCAAGCACUUCCGGAGCGCACACCCCGGCAAGCAGAUCAAGCGCUUCCACCUGAAACCAGCCCAGUGCAACCUCUGCGGCAAAAUGUUUAAUAACAAGCCCAAUCUGUACACGCACAUGCAGACGCACGGCGAACCCCGGUACACAUGCGAGUGCGGCAAAAAGUUCCACGUCCUCUUCAACUACAAAAAGCACCGCGCGACGCACCUGCCGCGCGAGCUGCGCACGACGCACGCGUGCCACCUGUGUGACACCACCUUUACCCUGAAGCAGAACCUGCAGAGACAUCUCGCAGUAACGCACCCGGGCCUGAAGCCGUUCCCAUGCGACGUGUGCGGGAAGUCCUAUACGGCGAAGAGCGUGCUACAGGGGCACAUCAACCACGUACACCUGAAGAUACCGCGGCCCCCGCGCGAGCCCCGCCGCCCGCGAGGCCCCCGCCAUGAAAUUGGUGCCCCUGCCCGCGAGAUUUUAGAGACAGGAGGCCCCGAUUACGCGAUCACAUCCAUCGACCACGACAUGCAAGGCCGCAAUUACGAAAUUAGAACCAGUAACCACGAGAUGAGAAGCCCCGAAUACGAGAUUAGAGCCACCAACGACGGGACUCGAGGCCCCGAUUACGAGAUUCGAGGCACCGACCAUGAGAUAAGAGACUCUAAUCGCACGGAGAUGAGGCGCUCCAACCAAGAAAUAAGAUUCCCCGGCAACAAGAUAAUAGGUCUCAGCCGCAAAGAGAUGAGAGGCCAAGACUGUGAAGUGAGAGUUACCGAUCAUGAAAUGAGGAGCCGCGCCCAUGAAAAGCGAGGCCCCGACAGCAAAAAAAGAGGCCUCGAUCAAGGUCACCGACCACGAGUACGCAAACGAAGCUCAGACCAAGAAAUACAGGGCCUCCUAGUAAAAACGUCCAAUUCAAACAACAAAAACGGAGGCCCCGACCACGAAAUACAAGGUCUCCUGGUAAGAAGUUCCAAUUUCAACAACAAAAAGGGAGGCCUCGACCAGGAAAUACAAGGCUUACUUGUAAAAAGUUUAAAUUCCAACAAUAUAAACAGAGGCCUCGACCACGAAGUAAGAGCCUCUAAUCACAGGGGCCCCUACAAAGAUAAAGGCCUCCAACGCGUAGUCAAAAACUCCUAUGACACAAGUUUACGCCCGCAUCAUAUACAAAUGAGGGAUUCCGGCCAUAUCGACAUGAGAGAAUAUGACCACAUAGACAAGUUAGAUUAAAUACCUAUGGGCGACGGGAAUACAGCGAAUUGUUUCAAAACAUUAAAGAAGAAAAAAAUGUUAAAAAUUUUAUAGUAUUAAA
Molecule: messenger RNA, 2709 nt
Organism: Aricia agestis (brown argus)
Lineage: Eukaryota; Metazoa; Arthropoda; Insecta; Lepidoptera; Lycaenidae
Product: zinc finger protein 546-like
Exons: 12
Coding region: 168-2627 (819 amino acids)
Biological process (GO): regulation of transcription by RNA polymerase II
Cellular component (GO): nucleus
Molecular function (GO): RNA polymerase II transcription regulatory region sequence-specific DNA binding; DNA-binding transcription factor activity, RNA polymerase II-specific
Source: RefSeq, a predicted model, not a curated record